Cylindrotheca closterium is the source of this 762-nucleotide messenger RNA. The record is from the annotation of a GenBank genome assembly. NCBI's taxonomy places the organism in Eukaryota, Bacillariophyta, Bacillariophyceae, Bacillariales, Bacillariaceae.
AUGGUUGUUGACUGGUUGCUCCAACAGUGGGCGCCUACGCUCCAAUCUAAACCCCGCGUCAGGAUAGCGUGUGAUGGGUUUUCUGCUCUUCUCAAUACCUUUGGUGAUAAUCGAGUUUCCCCUCACCAGGCGCAGUUUGACCUGGUCUCUUCCCUCCGCGAGGCCCUUGCGCGCUCCAAAGCAUCGUGGGAGCCUAGUCAUGUGUAUGGUCACCUUGACCGUGCUACGUCCUUUUUGUCCCUGUCUUGGUGGUCCAAAAGGAAUGUUGAAGUGGAUAAUUGGGCAGUGGCAUACCGCCAUCAGUUGGAGGCUUCUAACCAACUGAUUGCAUCCAAUGCUCGCUUCUUUACUGAGCUGGCCGCUCUCUACAUCGGCGGCGUUAAGCAGUCUCGAUUGGACCCAGACCACAUCCAAGAGCUGGUGGCGCUUCCCGCCCUCCGCAAGAGGUGGCGCGAGAAACUCACGGUCACCCCAGAGGCGGAGUCGGAAACCGACUGGCCCAGUCUGGCCCGGGCCAUGCGGUCUCUUCCUUUGGAGUACGCUGGGGACAUCACGCUGCCAAACAUCGAAGUGCUCAGCUGUUCCGUCACCGUUCAGGAUAUUCUGGAAGCUCUUGAACAGCGGAUCUUUCCAGACAUGACAUUGACAAAUAUCCUAGAACAGCAAGAUAUGACCAUUUACUUUGGCAACAAAUCCCUAAUGCUUGCGAGAAGCCAUGUGGCUGCAGGACGGGGCGAUGCAGCCGCAAAUGGCUUCUACUAG